This is a messenger RNA of Penicillium coprophilum, 2244 nucleotides long. Its product is annotated as nitrogen permease regulator 3 family protein. Gene Ontology annotation, biological process: TORC1 signaling; positive regulation of autophagy; cellular response to amino acid starvation. The transcript is spliced from 4 exons. The record is from RefSeq and is a predicted model, not a curated record. Gene Ontology annotation, cellular component: GATOR1 complex. The coding region runs from base 1 to 2244 and encodes 747 amino acids. Lineage: Eukaryota; Fungi; Ascomycota; Eurotiomycetes; Eurotiales; Aspergillaceae.
AUGUCAUCGAUUGCGCGGCCACCAGACCCGUGCCUCGUGGCUAUCAUCCUCAUUGUGCGCUCUCGCACCGGCCCCCGUCUCGUCUUCCACUACCCCCGAACCCCCUCAGCGAGAAUCGCAUUAAAACCACCAACAGGGGCGGCCGACGCCAAUUUCGGCCUUGAUGACCAUCUCCCCGCUACGGCAUCGCCUGUUGCCGGUGAAUCACAGCGUCCUGGGUCACUAGGCUCUGGACGCGGCUCGUCGGUUCGAAAACGGGCUGCGGUCUCCGAUCCGGAUCCUGACGACGAUGCGGGGACGGCAUCUGAUCGGCCUGAUGAUGGUCCUGGGAGCUCUAGACCGCCUUGGGAGUCGCUUUUGGGUGUGCCUGGGAGUGUAUGGGAGAAAUUGCUUAGCCCAUCUCGGUCAUGGCACAAGCGGCGUUUCGAGGUUGGGAUCAAUGAUUUGGCGCUUAUUGGUUGGCCGGUCUUUGUGCGUGAGGAUGGCUCGUGGCGCAAGCAACGACGCAAGAAGCAGAAGAAGCCUUGUCCUGAAUGGGACGGUGGGGAGUUGGGUCACAAUGAGAGCUCUGAGGAAGGCAAGAAGGACGAGCAAUUUGUUACUUCGCCUGAUCUGGGUGCUAGUGUCGCUUCGAUUUCGGAGUCUUUGACAUCGCCGACAGACAGCAAGCGUGGGUCGACUAGCGGACGGCCUGGGAAACCAGAUGAGUCGCUUGAUCCGGAGGACAAAGACCAUAUGACAAUGUUCAAUGUGGUGUUUGUUGUGGAUCCUCCUUUGCUGGAGUACUCCAUGCGCGUGAAGGAAAUCUACGAGAAUAUCAUCAAGAAAUUCGCGAAGGCCCUUAAAUGGGAACAGGCUCGCACUGACUAUGUGUGGAAGGAGUCUCAACAUAUUCUCCAAGUGAGGAGAAGAGCACGAGAGACAAAAACAUCGACACAUAAUCUUUACUCGGAAUUGAUAUCUCAGUCUUCUCUAGCUCGAGCUAUUUACACUGUUUACAGCAGUAUAUCGGCAUCCAAAAUCGCAUCCGUAUCGCUCAGCCCGGAUGUUUCCAUCUCGCUCCAGAUUCCACCUUUGACCUCUACACCAUACCUUACUGGUCCUAUGGAUAAAGCAUACCCAGGUUUAUGGCUCACGACAGCAGACAGUGCAAGCACUGUCGACGAUCCAAGUGCAGAUGAAAUCAAUACGCCACAUCAGGUCCUGGCAAAGCACUUUGCUCUACUUCUGUUAGACAGCGAAGCCGCCAUUGUCAAGGACGUCGAGGCGUCUGGGGGUGCACUUGCCCCUGCACUUGCGCAUUAUAUCCGAUGCUCCAAGCCAACCAAGUCAUUUGCACAGAUAUCAUGUACUGGCGUCGUGCUCGCGCCAUCCCCCCCCAUCAACCAGCGAGAUACAUACAUCGUCUCUCCCAACUGUGACUUGAGCAAGCUUGAAAUAGCUACGAUCGCUUAUCAGACAGCAUUCCCAACAUACCCUAGUUUGCCGAAAAUGCUUUCCACUCUCAGUGGUACCCCUCGCCCUUAUAGCAACUUCAUCCCUAGUAAAGACCACAAGGAGAUAUACUUUACUAUUCUGGCGUGGUUGCUGCGCGGCGGAUGGGUCACGCAGCUUCGCACUUUCGCGCGUAUCAAAGUUUCGCCCGAUAUCAAAAUGGCCGUGGAGAUGGCGAUGCGCAAGGAGGAAGUCGAGCGAUAUCUGGCCAAGGGCAACUCAAACUCGAUCUCAGUCGAUGAGGACAGCGACUCCGAUGAUGAAAACGACGAUGCGAAUUCUUCAUCGUCCUCUUCCCUCGACAGCAACGGCAGCGGAGAUGAAACACCCACGCCUACUCGGCUCGACCCACACGCGCAACUGCGCUCUUCUCACAAACUCCUCGAUCAAUCCACAGCUCUCCGGCUUUCUUCCUUCAUACUUUCCCCACACCGCGCAUCCCCACUCGAGUCUCGCUGGCUUGACGAAAUCUUCUCUCGAUUCUCUGACAACCCAAUUGUCCAGGGAGACGAAAACGCCAGUCCGUACAUCACGCCCAACGAUAACCAAGCCUUACAUAAGAAGUACUGGCCUAUCUUUAUCAAGUACUUCAAUGGCCACGAUGCCCUCGAGAAGAUCUGCGUGCGCGAGAAUCUCAAGCGCAAGCUCGUCUGGCAGGUCCUUAUGCGCCUGGGCCUGGGCACCGGUCCGCUGGGCGCUAUGGAUCUCGAUCCGCGUGAACAGGUGUUGGUCAGUUUUCGACAUUGGUAG